Exserohilum turcica Et28A is the source of this 747-nucleotide messenger RNA. Its product is annotated as carbohydrate esterase family 5 protein. Lineage: Eukaryota; Fungi; Ascomycota; Dothideomycetes; Pleosporales; Pleosporaceae. The record is from RefSeq and is a predicted model, not a curated record. Gene Ontology annotation, molecular function: cutinase activity. Gene Ontology annotation, cellular component: extracellular region. Bases 1 to 747 code for a protein of 248 amino acids. The transcript has 2 exons. Gene Ontology annotation, biological process: carbohydrate catabolic process.
AUGAAGACCGGUGCCCAUUCUCUGCUCGCUCUGGCGGCCAUUGCCUCCACCACGCUCGCUGCCCCAACCCCAGCAACCGCCGACAUCAGCUUCCCCAUCACCGACCUUGCCGACACCGACUUCAGCCCCAGGCAAUACCUCGCAAAGCUCGAGAGCGAGGCGCACACUCUCUCCAAGCGCCAGUACGGCGGUACCACGUACAACCAGCUCACUGACGGCACCGCCUGCCGUCCCAUAAGCGUCAUCUACGCCCGCGGCACCAACGGCGCCGGAAACGUGGGAGAGGCCGGUUCAGAGGGCCCGAGUUUCUUCAAUGCUCUCGCCUCGCGCCUAGGAGGAACCGGCCAGCUCGCCAUCCAGGGCGUAAACUACCCUGCCACUGUUCUGGGCUUUUUGGCCGGCGGCGACGCAAACGGAGCUACUACACUGUUCAACCUAAUCAACACGACCAUUACCCGCUGCCCCUCAACCAAGAUCGUUCUCUCGGGCUACUCGCAGGGCGCCCAGCUGGUCCACACAGCCACCCAGCGCCUCACUGCUGCCGCUGCCGCGCGCGUCAACGCCGUCGUUACCUUUGGCGACCCAGACCGCGACGAGUCGUUUGGCCCCGUUGCCGCCUCCAAGGUCCUGAUCAUCUGCCACGACGGCGACAACAUCUGCGACAACGGCAUCAUUAUUACGCCUGCCCACUCCAACUACGAGAUUGAUGCUCCUGCUGCCGCCGCCUUUGUGGCUGCCCGUGUUUAA